Messenger RNA from [Candida] anglica, 2261 nucleotides. Lineage: Eukaryota; Fungi; Ascomycota; Pichiomycetes; Serinales; Debaryomycetaceae. The record is from the annotation of a GenBank genome assembly.
AUUACUAGACAUCAAAGGCCUUUCCAAGAUAUUUUUAUUGACAUUUUGAAAAGUGUUCAUAUUUGAAUUAUUUUCAAGUGGGAUUUUUUUUGUUUUGGGAUUUAUCUGCUAUAGUGCCUUGUCCACCCAGAUAACUGGCACUCGAACCCCUCAUAACGCGAUUAUCACCCACAUUGAGAAAAAAGUUUACCAGUAACAGGAAACGACUCCCAAGGGAAUACUGAGAGAUUUGAAUUUUAUUGGUUGAUAACCAACGAACAAUUUAACAGAACUUUUUCAGUAGUCUAGCCGUUAAUAGAAACCACGGCUUUCUCCACAGACCAGCUCAGACUGUCAUAAAAAGUAUUUGAGCCAUUAUUAAUUAGGUUAAUCUAUUAUUUUUUUUUUGUGGGAAAGGAUAUUUGAAAAUGAGCUAUACUAAUCAAUACUACCCACCUCAAAAAAUGCAAAAUCAACCGUCACAAGCCAUCACGGUGCAUAGCACGACCCCUGGCCAGAAUAGAAGAGGACCCUGGUCGCCAGAAGAAGACCGCAAACUCAUGGAAUUAAUCUCAAUAUUCGGUCCUUCCAACUGGGUAAGAAUCUCCAACACUUUGAAUACUAGAACUCCAAAGCAAUGUAGAGAAAGAUACCACCAGAACUUGAAGCCGUCCUUGAAUAGAACGCCGAUCACUAACGAGGAGGGAGAGAUGAUUGAGAAGUUGGUGGCCAAAUACGGGAAGAAAUGGGCGGAGAUUGCAAGACAUUUGAAUGGUAGAUCCGAUAAUGCCAUCAAGAAUUGGUGGAAUGGUGGAGCCAACCGAAGAAGAAGAGCCAGUACCCAAGUGGGGAUCAAGCUGGAUGACGAAGACCAACAAUCUAUCCAUUCGUCAACUUCUACCAAUGCAACAGCAAACACCAUUGACACUGGGAGCACCACCACCAGUUCAAAUAAUAGUCUUAUAGAAAAGAAAAACAAUCAUGCCUUACCGCCACCUCCACAAUCGACUUCGUCGUCCGCCUCCUCCUCACAACACUCCACCACGACUCCAUCGAUAUAUCCCCAAGUGCAACAACUCCCACAGAUAUCAUUCAAUACGUCAAUGUUUGGCUCGGCCCCGGAAAUCAAUAAAGUUGAUGGCACUAAUACUCCUCCGUACACAACACAACCACCAAUCAGACCGAACAAUUUAAGACUGGCAAGUUUUGAUAUCCAUUCGCAUAAUUUACCUCAUUUGUCAAACUUGUUGCCUUCUAUUAUCCAUCAGCAACAACAACAGCAACAACAACCACAAGCCCAACAACAGCCGUUGCCACACCUACACCAUUCGCACCACCCCCACCACUCGCAUCUACCACACCACGUCACAGGCCAUGGACACCACCAACUGGCUCAAGGACAAUACAUGUACCAACAAGGACCGGGUGGAGUACCUUCUACCAUGCUACCAACCAAGCGAAGAUUAUUGGAUGAGAACUCUAUAACCACAAGAAGACAUUCGACUGCCAAUACCAUGUAUUCAGUACCUCAUUCUUCUGCCUUUUACACCAAUUCUAAUCCAAACUUGACGCUGUCUGUAUCGAUGAAUGCAACCACCUCGGGAUCUGGCUCCACGGGAAACGUCUCCCCAUAUUAUGGCUCACCUUUACUCUUGGGUAACCAGCCUUCUAGAAACAAUUCUAUAUCACAUUUCGAAUUCUCUACCUUGACGAAUUCUAGUAAUAAUUCUUCUGCUGCUUCAAGAAGAUCUUCAAUUGCUCCUGAUUUCUUCCCCAAUCCUUUGAAGGAAAUGAGUACAAACACAUCUGCCAGUGCAAUGACCAAUAAUUCAAUCACAUCCGGUAAUUGUAGUGGUGGGACAAACUCAACUAAUCAUAAUUCACCACAUCUGCACAAGAGAAAUGUUUCACAAAAUUCAUUCACUUCACCAUCAGUCACCGCAUCUGGUCGGUUUUCAAUAUCUGCUCCAUCUGGAGUUGGGAAGUUUCCAAUUUCCUCUGGUUCCAACAUCAAUUUUAAACCACUUCCUCCGAUUCCAAAGGACAUCCCUCAUAUUCCGACUGCCGGUAACACGAGUCCGUCACGCAACAAUAACAACCCUACCGCCACUGGUCCGCUUCCAAGCAUUGUUCCAGAUUCAGAAAGGCAGCUGAGUUUAAAACAAACUAUUGAUGAUGAAGAUGAUAGAAAACGUAAAACCAAAAUAGCUGUUUCAAGUUUAAUUGAUUAAUUCCAACCAUCAACCCUCCAUAGAAGUAUAUAUAUAAAGAACCUAAUUACA